Vespula pensylvanica (western yellowjacket) is the source of this 1304-nucleotide messenger RNA. RefSeq names its product RDS/peripherin-like protein xRDS35. NCBI's taxonomy places the organism in Eukaryota, Metazoa, Arthropoda, Insecta, Hymenoptera, Vespidae. The record is from RefSeq and is a predicted model, not a curated record. Gene Ontology annotation, cellular component: membrane. The transcript has 5 exons. The coding region runs from base 252 to 1145 and encodes 297 amino acids.
UUUUUUUUAAUUCUUCUUCACGAGAGAUAAACUGCCGUCUUACGGAGAUCGAUCGAAGGAAAACAAACUCGCAUGACCGAUAAAAAUAUCCGAAGAGUCUAGCGCUUUUGUUUUGUCAAGGUAAUAUCUAUCUCCAUGAUUAUCAAAAACUACGAGUGAUACGGGAUAAGAUUAAUUGCGUUAAUAUCGAUUAUAAGAAAAUUUACAAAUUCAGAAGAGAUCUAAUAAGCCGUGGAACGAAUCAUUGUUGAAUGUCGAAGACUCCGUUGAACUGUGACUGCGAUCGUCCCGAUCCGAUAAUAUUUAAGAAGAGAAGAAACAAAACAAUCGUUUGUAAUUGUGGCUGGGAGGGGAAAUUCGUUUACGGCGUUUCCUUCACCUUAGCUAUCUUCGAAAUAAAACGCUUUUUCAUGUUGUUACUGGAGAUAAUAGCUGAAUGGCAAGUGAUUCGAUUCGCUGGUGGUUUACGUCCUGUUGUUCUCACCUUGCUCGACAUUAUCGUUGGUUUGCCAACAGCUAUGUUAGCUGUUCGUAUCAUACGCAAAUACAAAAUGUCGCAAUGUUGCUCGAAAGUUAAGAAACUAUUUAAAUGCCUUUUAUUUGUAAUAACGAUGUGCGUUCUUCUAAACAUCGUGACCCUGAUCUCCAUCGGAUAUCAUAUUAGCGUAAAACAGGAAACUCUUGUAAAUUUAUUCAACGCUUCGAUGCAUCUUUACGUUAACAUGGCGUCGUAUAAAUAUGCGAUAGACGAGUUACAAUUCGUGUUCCAAUGUUGCGGCCAUACUUCUUACACCGAUUGGUUUCUUUUCGAUUGGCAGAUGGCGGAUUAUGCGCCACGUGACGAAAUGAUUUAUGAUAACGGAAUCUCCGACGAAGAAUUUCGAGGUCGUGGAGUACCAUUUAGUUGUUGUAGCUUACGUUCGAUGACUCCAUGCGUACACUCCGAGAUGAUGGAUAAGGAUAUUAAAAGUAUCAAUGAAAAUGGUUGUGCGGAAGUUAUCAGUCCAGUUAUAAUUAGGAUCGUCGUGAUAGCAUAUGUCAUGACUACUACAUUGAUCGUCACGCAAGCUCUAUUAGCUUUUUUGAUAGCAAGAGUACGUAAACAAAGAUACAUCAUCGAUACGACCGAUACGAUCAUUCGAUAAUGUCUUAAGGAUUUAUAUUUAUAUGUAGAUGAUCGAUAGAAUUUCUGAAAGAAUUCGAUUUCCUGUCUCUUCUUUGAGCUCGACGGACCGAUCUACCUGUGUCCUUUCAGAAACGAAUAGCUCGAGUAAGAAGAAAAACGAUCGUUAUAUUACUUCGUC